Molecule: messenger RNA, 1338 nt
Organism: Selaginella moellendorffii
Lineage: Eukaryota; Viridiplantae; Streptophyta; Lycopodiopsida; Selaginellales; Selaginellaceae
Product: pentatricopeptide repeat-containing protein At3g46790, chloroplastic
Exons: 1
Coding region: 1-1338 (445 amino acids)
Biological process (GO): RNA modification
Molecular function (GO): RNA binding; protein binding
Source: RefSeq, a predicted model, not a curated record
AUGGAUCUCUUCCGGAGGAUGCAGCUCUCCGGCGUUAGCGCGGACAGGCUCGUGAUCGCCAGCGUGCUCGAGUCCCUGGCCGCGCUAGGGCUCGCGGAUCCAUCCAUCCGGAGCGCCGCGGCGCCGAUUCGCGAGUGGAUCUUUCUCUCCGGGCUGGAGCGCGAUCCCUACCUGCGAACUGGACUGAUCGCCAUGUAUGGGAAGUGGGGGCUCCUCCACGAAUCCAUGGCGAUCUUCUUCCGCGAGAGCUCGCUGGAUUCCAAUGUGGUGGCCUGGACAGCGAUGGUUUCUUCGUGCUCCCAGCACGGCCGCGUCGAUCUGGCCGUGGCGCUCUUCCACCGGAUGAAUCUCGAGGGCGUGCGGCAGGACCGCGUCUCGAUGAUGACGAUCAUGGACGCGCUCGCCAGCGAUCCCUCGCAUUGCCCGCGCAACCUCGCGGCGAUCGACGAGGCGAUCGCGUCUUGCGGCCUGGAAUCCAGCACCGCGAUUGGGAACUCGCUCAUCAAUCUCCACGCCAAGAGCGGCCGGAUCGAGCGAGCGCUGGAGAUCUUCCACGGGAUGAUCCACAGGGACGUGAUCUCCUGGGGCAGCAUCAUCACAGCGCUUGCCCAGAGCGGCAAUGGCGCUGGCGUUCUAGCGAUGCUCCGCGAGAUGGAUUUCGAGGGCAUCAAGCCCGACGCCGUGGUGUUCGUCAGCGCGAUCGAUGCUUGCAAAUCCAGCUCGCGCCUCGCCGACGGCCGGAUCCUCCACGCCAGGGCGAUCGCCAGCGGCGUCCACGAUCGCAUCCAGGUCGCGAAUUCCCUGCUCGACAUGUACAGCAAGUGUGGGCGCCUGGACCUCGCCAUGGCCGUGUUCUUGGCCCUCCCCCAGCGCGACACCAUCGCCUGGAACUCGAUCGUCAUCUCCUUCGCGCAGCACGGCGAUUGGAUCCGCGCGAGGGAGCUCUUCCAGGCAAUGCAUCUCGAGGGAAUGGAGCCCAGCCGCGUGACGAUCGUGAGCAUCCUCUCGGCGUGCCGCCACGCCGGGCUCUUGGAGGAGGCGCGGCGCUACUUCGUGUGCAUGGCGGACGACCACGGCAUCGAUCCAGCGCUGCUCCACUACGGAUCCAUGAUCGAUCUCUUCGGCCGCGCGGGGUGGCUGGAUCACGCCGAGGAGCUGGUGCGCGAGAUGCCCAUCCAGCCCGCGAUCACGAGCGUGACGGCGCUGCUGGGAUCUUGCCGGAUCCACGGGGAUGCGCGGCGGGCGUCCGGGGCAGCGGAGCAAGCGAUCGAUCUAAACCCAGAGAGCGCCGCUGGGGGAUUAGCGCUGCUAUCCAAUACAUUCGCAGGGAAUGCGUAG